This is a messenger RNA of Puccinia triticina, 891 nucleotides long. RefSeq lists its product as uncharacterized. Lineage: Eukaryota; Fungi; Basidiomycota; Pucciniomycetes; Pucciniales; Pucciniaceae. The record is from RefSeq and is a predicted model, not a curated record. The coding region runs from base 1 to 891 and encodes 296 amino acids. The transcript is spliced from 2 exons.
AUGAAUGUAGAUCAACAAGCAGUGCGUGUCGAUCGGAGAGUUUUUGAGCAAGUGGAAUCGUCCGAGAUCCGUCCGAAAUGGAGAUGCAAGUAUUGCGGCGGCUGGUCGAUGAUUUCAACAGACGCUCAUUCACAAACGGCGACCCAUCUGUCGAACCUUCCGGAGAUUUUGCGGCCGGGUUAUACCGGUCAAAUUGACCAGCCUGAGAGCGUCGAUGCAGAGUGUACUGAUCCUCAAGUUCAUCAGAAUGAUCAAUUCAGUGACGGAGUUGAGAUGGAAUAUACUGACGUUGGGCCCACCGAGGAUCAGUCAGAUUCGGGUGUGAGCGGGAGCGAUGGCAACGAAGGGACCAUGCGAGACGUGAUCAAUAUCUUUAAGCCGGUUUGUAGCAACAAGGGCAAAGUUUCGGAGGUCGAAGGCGGAGAAGAAGGGGAUGUCGAGGAUGAAGAGGAGGGUGAUGGACCCGAUUAUUCCGGUUGGUUCCCCUUCGGGGGUUUGCUGGUGAGCAAUCACAAGUCCGGUGAAGCCGGUACCUUCAGGUCCGCGGGGGUCAGGAGUGCUGAUGAGGGGUUUGAUUUCACACCCGCGGCACAGCCACUCAUCUCGGUGCUUAUGGCCGGUUAUUUGCAUCACAUCCUUUCAAGGGCUCAAUAUCUGAAAGUCUGCACACUGAUGGGACUGAGUGGCACAAAACUCCGCAAGUGGACCGCAAUAUGGCGGAUCAGGAAAAGUUUGAGGGCCAUACUCAACAUGGAACCCAUCCAAAGAGAAAGUGUGUUCAACAACCAAUGCUUUUCCCUGAGUGUCAAGAGGAUUAUUGCCCUAGUAAGUCACAAUGCUUUAGUCAAAGAUAUUAACCCCAUCCGCCCAAUUCCAUUGAAUAUGACUUAA